AUGCUAAUCGCUGGGAGCGUAGUUAUGACCAGCGUUAUUUCAGCGGGUUGUACAUCGGAAGGAAUGCGAAACGUAUACCUGGCAGCGUUCUCCUACUCUGAAAACCCAGUGAAUCCAUCAGAAAAUACCGUUGCAUCGGCACUCGCAUCUGCUGUCGAAAAUUCAACUCAGCUAUUAGAAGUCCGAGUCGGAUUCCUUGGUGUCUGCGCCAAAUUGCCCGCCGACACGUGGGCUUGUUCGUCCUCCUUCGAUACAAUAUCCAAGCAACUCGCCAUAGUACAGGCUGAAGCUUCUAAUGGCUCUUACGACCCACUUGGCGUCAUCGAUCUUGCCAAGGGCUUCAGAGAUAAUGUGGUCUUUGACGGCCUAAUGUUUAUAUCCAUAGGUUUCAGUGUUCUGUCGUUCUUAUUGCUGUCAACCUUUCCGGGCUGGCAUGAAGAGGAGGACUCGGAGGGCAGCGAUCGCGAGGUCAAGCCAUUUCCUUCUCGACCAGUAUCUCAAGCAGCAUUGUGUUUCCUUGGGAUCUCGGCUAUGAUGACUUUGCUCUCAGCCUUCUGGCAGCACAUGGCAAGCUCAAAUGCCGCUACAUUGAUGAAACUUGUGACUGCCGGUGUUGUGCAAGUACAGGUCGGUGCUGCUGCAAUGGGGCUGGGCUGGGCUACUUUCUCUCUGAACGCUAUCCAAUUCGUCGGGAUUUUCAUCAUGGUCCUUAGCAUUCGUACCCUUUCAAUGCUUGCGGACUGA
Diaporthe citri is the source of this 744-nucleotide messenger RNA. RefSeq lists its product as uncharacterized. Gene Ontology annotation, biological process: conjugation with cellular fusion. Gene Ontology annotation, cellular component: membrane; mating projection tip. The transcript is spliced from 3 exons. The record is from RefSeq and is a predicted model, not a curated record. Bases 1 to 744 code for a protein of 247 amino acids. Lineage: Eukaryota; Fungi; Ascomycota; Sordariomycetes; Diaporthales; Diaporthaceae.